UAGGGAGCGCUCCGCCGGCUGCGGCAGAAAACGGGCAGCUAGCGGGGCCCUUCCCAUCCGGCCGCCACCCACCCUCUCUCAACGGUGUCACCACCGCAAGGAUGACACCAUCACCGCUCAGCCAGAGGACUGGACCUCACGCCCACAGCAGCCAGCCCAUCCCCACGGCCCCGUACUGUGCUGUCUCUCCCCUCUUCUUGUAGGCGUCUGGUGGACCCAGAAAGUAAGAAGCUGCCAGCGGGAGGCUAGACUCCCUUCGUGCCCUUCCUCCCCUCGUUUCCUCUCUGGACACCGGGCUCCCAUCCAGCCACAGUUAGGACAAGGGAGAUAAGAGCUGUGCCGGAGGCUGGGAUGGCCUCAGUCUAAGAAACUGAGCGAGCCGGGACGCCGAGCCCUGAAAGGUCUUCGGUGGGGAGGAGAGAGAAGAGGGCGGGUGGGGUCCAGGGCCACAGCGCUGCAUGGCAAGAGCCUCUGCGUGGAGCCUCCAAGGUCUGGGUCACACGGGGACAAGCCAGCCAGACCCGGGGGAGGGGCAGCCUGGCCCUCCGCACUUCUUGUGACCCCGUGGGAUUAAAGCUCACCUGAACCCGCUUAAUUCUUACUGUUGUGGGUCAACCUUGCAGGAGAAGACCGCCCACUCACACCUGGGUUCCAUCACUUUUGGGUGCCUGAUCCACCUUUAGUCCUCAUGGGGAGGCAAGGGGACAUGAAGGUCACCAGCCCAACUAGGUCACAGUGCUACAGACCAUCAAAAGAUUCACAGUAUCCAGUGGUUGUCAUAUUUGAAAAUUGGAUGGAGUUCCAGGGUGGGUAGCCAUGGGCAAGUUGCUUACCUUCUCUGAACCCCAGUUUGAGUACAGGGGCAGCUGGGAGUAGCUCUGAGCAGCUGUUAGGGUGAACUUUGGGUCUCAGCAUGAGCAGCACCUACCCAUCCUCACGGCCAAAGACAGAUGGGUUCCCUCCAAGCGGAAAGCAACAUCCUGCUCUGUCCUGGGUGCUUCACAUUCAGGGCAUGGAGAGGACAGAGAAGACACACUUGCAUUCUUUGUUUGUGAUCAUCUCCAGGUACUUGCAACAACAAAACAAAGAUAAGCAACGACCAAAAUUGACCCCAAAUUGAGGGUUAAUCUGUCAGCACAUGCAUAGCCUUAGAACCUCAUUAUAGGGAAAAGGCAGAGGAUGCCUGCCUCCUUCAUGUCCUUGAAUUCCAUGAUCAAGCCCCUCGGGUGUCCCUACUGAUUCUAUUUUGCUUUCUUCCUUGGCUGCAACACAGAAAGAAGGACAGCUCUUUUCUCCUCCAAGGCCGAGUGUUAGAAGCAUUACCUCAGUAGCCCAACGUCCUGGAAAAGAGGAAGAUUGGCAAUGACGGAGCAGGUAGAGCGAGAGGCCGGGCAGCCUAGAAGCUCCUGGCUGGCUCCUCUGGCCUGUUUGACGUUGGCUCAAAAGACAUGGAAUUAAUAGGCAAAGCUGCCUCCUCCUCCUCCUCUUACCUGUGGAGGAGAGAUCAGUUCCCGGUUGGCUGGGGCAGUGUCAUUGAUAUAGCUGGUGUCAUCGUUACCUUCCACGAACAGAUCACUCGACACCUGCCAGGGCCAGGAAGGGCCAGGCCUGGGCUUUGCCCGCAGAGCUGGAGGCUUUCACUCUCCCAUUGUCCCAGAGCCCAGGGGAGGUCAAGACACAGGCUUUGCUGGGAUGUGGCUCUUGGUGACCCAGUAGAAGGACUGGACAGCUGGUGCUGGAUCCCCCUUGCAGGUCCUGGCUGCCUCUUUGCUUCCUGCUGCCUGAUCCCUGUGGCUGUCCUGGGCAGAGGAGAUGAAUUCGUUGCUGGCUGGGAGCUGAGGCAGAGCGAUGGUGCUUCACGGAGAAGGGGCUCUGGGAGUGACACUGGCGUGAGGAGCCAGGGGCGAGGAGUGGCCUGGAGUGUCCCUCCUGACGUGUGCAUCCCAGGUGACACCAUGCUGCAGCAGAUCCUGCACGACAUGUACAUCGACCCCGAGCUCCUGGCCGAGCUCAGUGAUGUGCAGAAGCACAUCCUCUUCUACAAAAUGCGAGAGGAGCAGCUGCGACGCUGGAGGGAGCGUGAGGCUUGGGAGGCCCUGGCCCAGGUCGAGGGCCUCAGGCCCCCCAAGGUCAAGCGAGCGAGUGACAAGCACAUCCAGUGGCUCCUGGGGGCAGAUGGCGAAGUCUGGGUCUGGGUCAUGGGAGAAGGCCCUGGAGACAAGCCCUACGAGGAGAUUUCUGAGGAGCUGAUUGCAGAGAGGGCGCGGCUGCAGGCACAGAGGGAGGCGGAGGAGCUCUGGAGACAGAAGGAGGCAGAGAUCACCAAGAAGUUCCGGGAUGCUCUGGCCAAUGAGAAAGCCCGGAUCCUGGUGGAGAAGUGGAAAGUGGAGAUGGAGGACCGCAAGGCUGCCAAAGUCCUGGAGGAGCGCAUCCAUGAGGAAUUCAAGAGGAAAGAGGAGGAGGAGAGGAAGCGAGGAGAAGAGCAGAUUCGCCUCCAGGAAGAGCAGAGGGCGAAGGAACUCUACUGGACCCUGAAGCAGGCCCAGCUGCAGAGCCGCCCCAGCGAGAAGGAGGAGCGCGAGUGGGAAGAACAGCUGCGUCGGUCGAAGGCGGCUGACGAGGAGCGGAGGCGCCGAGCCCAGCGCGCCCGGGACGAGUACCGGCGCCACUCCCUCCGCGCCAUCCAGAAGGGCAUCGCUGGCCUCAGCUCCAGGUUCCGAGAGCUCGGCCAGAGCCACGAGCAGGAGGCGAGACUCUGCCACCACCUCCUGGGCCCGGGGCCGCCUUCACCCCUGGCUGUGCCUGGCAGGACUUGGGAGCGGCCCCUGUGUCCUGUCUCCAGAGAAGUCAUCGUCCGCUGGUUUAAGGAGGAGCAGCUGCCUCGCCGAGCUGGCUUUGAGAGGAGCACCAAAGCCAUCGCCCCCUGGUUCCACGGAAUUAUCAGCCGAGAAGAUGCCGAAGAUCUCCUUGAGAAUAUGACUGAGGGCGCAUUUCUGGUCCGGGUCAGUGAGAAAAUCUGGGGUUACACCCUCUCCUACCGCCUGCAGAAAGGGUUCAAGCAUUUUCUUGUGGAUGCCUCUGCGGAUUUUUACAGCUUCUUGGGAGUGGACCCCAAUCGCCAUGCAACGCUCACGGAUCUCAUUGAUUUCCACAAGGAGGAAAUUAUCACUGUUUCAGGGGGAGAGUUGCUGCAGGAACCCUGUGGACAGAGGGACAGCCCACCAGACUACCAUCUGUUGUUUGAAUGAUUUUUUUCCCCCUUCUCAAUUGGACUCCGUGGGGCAUCCUAUUUUUGAACUCAAGAACUUCCCAGCUCAAAUCCUUAUGGCCUUCUGGAAGAUCCGCCACCAUCCAGAGGGACAAGUAGAUUAGUAUAUUUCAAGGAAUAUGAAAUAUAUGGUGUAUGUGCUGCUGGCUCCUGACCCAGUGCCCAGGACAGAAAUUGCUAAUAGCUGAUGCAACUCUUUCCUGAAAAAUUUAGAUACAACCUCAGAAGAUGAAGCCUUUUUGUCAUGGCUGCCCUAAACUGAAUUCCUAGAAUACAAGGAUCAUGUCUUAAUUAUACAAAUAAUUCCAGUGCCGAACUCUGAAUUUAACAUAUGGUAGACAUUCAAUAAAUGUUUGUUGAAUGACUGCACUUCUUCUGAAAGUUUUCCAACACUCAUCAGCAACGAUUUCUAGUAAGUUAUUUUCUAUUUGUCACUGUUUAUAAAGUCAUGGAGAUGAGAGAAGAAAUAUUGUAAAGGAUUUAUAUGGAAGGCAUAGAUACUGUGUUUUAAAUGAUAUUCAUUGUCACUCUCAUUGAUAUUAUCAUUGGAAUUACCUAAGGCUUCUGGGCCUCAACUUCCAGAAGAGAUGACUGAUACUGCCCUGCCUUCGUAUUUCCCUCUUCUUCUGCCAUCCCUCCUCUGUCUUGGAAUCAUAUCUUGGCCCUGGUUUUGCAAUAUUGAGGCAGUGGUUUCACGUAUUCCUACAGAUAUGCCUAAGCCCCAGGGGGAAUUAUAAACUCAAGAAUGGCUUGUAGACAUAUGAUAAGGCCUUUGCUUUCUAGGAUGUGGUCCUGUUUAUGCAGGUUACUCAAAUGAUUACCUCUGCCUUCCUACUUCUUUUGAUUUUGAUUCUACUGUCCAUUUAUGCUGAGUAUGUUCUUCAUAUUAACAAGAAGACUCUCCCAGUAACUCAAGAACUUUCAGCGAUGGUGUCUAUUUGUGCAUACCCGUAUUUUACAUUUACAGAUUUUAUAUAUAUAUAUAUAUAUAUAUAUAUAUUUGUAUAUGGCAUGUUAUCAUAGGAUUAUUUUAAGCUCUAGAAUCAAGAAGACUUGGGUUCAAAUCUCACCCUGAAACUGACUAGUAUAAUAAUGCUGGCAGCAUUGUAUUUGGUGGGAGUAAAAGGAUGAAUGGACUCUGUGGCCAUCAAUGAACUGGUUACCUUACUUGAUAGUUGUAUCAAGCAUCUCUUAUGUUCUACUCCACCCCUUGCCUCACCUGUUCCUCAGAUCACCUUGACCACUUGUUUCACUCCAGUUGCCACCGCUGAAACCAGUUCUGCAUGGGCUCUGCUCUUCCCCACCGUGUUGAUCGGCCAAUGGUGCCUUGCCUCGUGUGGUGCUAUGGGCCACUCUUCUGUUACUGCAGAGGCAUUAAGACACCAUGCAGCCAAGGAGAGGCUGGAGGUUAACUCCCCAUGAGGGGAACCUUUGAUCAAUGGGAGACAGAGGAUGGUGAUCAAUUCUUCUCCCUUCCUCUUCCCUUCUGGAGGGACUGUUCUGAGAGGCAGUUCUUCACAUGCAAGACGUAUCAAGACAGUCCUGCGAGACUGAGCAACUAGUCACGAUGAAACCAAGCAGUGGCCAGAUGAGUACCACCCCCUCCUGUGUGUUCUUCCUCCUUCUCUGCUUCACUCCCCUUUCUCUCUCUCCUGCUCCCCUGGGACUAUGCUCCUGAGUGAAGCAGCAGCACAUAAGCAUCUGCUGCAGGCUCAGCCUUUUGGGGAAGCCAGGGUAAGGACCCAUCAUACAAACGUGCGCAAUACUAUCCCAUUUGCAUGCUGACUCCAUGUCCUCCCUCCUAUCUACCUGCCUCACAGGGCCCCUGAAUGAAUGCAAUAGAGUGAUGGAGGGAGCCUGCUUUCUGAACUGUAAAGUGCUUUAAAACCUGAUGAUGAUUAUUAUUAUUAAAAUUACCUUCUUUCCAUUAGACUCAGAGGAAUCAAAUUAGAGUUUUGGCUGCUACUUACCAACCAUGUGACUUGUUCAUGUUAUUUAACCUCACUAAAGUUCAGUAUAACUGAGGAGAGAAUUUUCUACAUGGCCAUCGCUAGGCCUUUAGGCAGGUCAGUUAAAUGAUAAAUACGAAAGCUCUGUCAAAUGGAGGGUAUCGCUGAUGACAACCGCUUUAACAGCAGCAACAGUUUCAUGCUUAGCGGGGACGUGUCAGGGGGAUACGAUGUGAUGAUUUUCAAGGUGUUAGAAGAAACUAACAAGAAGAAAGUUCUCACUCCAAAGCAGCUUUGAAAGUAGACCAAGAUGGGUUGAGAACCUGAUUCCCUAGGCUGUUGUUCCUGUCACCCCUAAUUAACAUGUGAGAGACAACAGCUGAGUUUUCCAUGCCUAAUACAUUUAUUUCCUUUUAUUUGGGGCCUGCACUUUCUGCACGUCUCAUAGAUUUUAGGUUUUACCUGGCUUUAAAAUAAAUUCCUUGUAAGUUGUCCUGCAAAUGAAAUUACUGUCUGGAAAACUGCAAUCUC
Balaenoptera musculus (blue whale) is the source of this 5748-nucleotide messenger RNA. RefSeq names its product SH2 domain containing 4B (gene SH2D4B). The record is from RefSeq and is a predicted model, not a curated record. NCBI's taxonomy places the organism in Eukaryota, Metazoa, Chordata, Mammalia, Artiodactyla, Balaenopteridae. Gene Ontology annotation, cellular component: cytoplasm.